AAGACGCCAGGUCCCCGCAGUGGCUCGUUCUGUCAAAGGGGAUGCAGCAUCCUCCUUGAAGCAUGGAUUUUUGGUCUCGACUUGUUGGCGGUUCCCGCAACAUCUCCAAAAUCCCUCGAACCACGACUCCUGUGGAGCGGUUGACGGCGUUCAAGAGGUCUUGCAAUGCUCUCCAACAAAUCUGGCGCACGAGCAAUUCCCAAUCCAGCGAGCUGGCUGCUACAGUCCAUGCGCGGAGCUGUAUCGAUCGUCUCAACCAUGUCCUAAGUGAUGAAUCGCGUGGUCCAGCACCACAUCCGUGUUUAUCAUACGCAUCCACAUCCCAGAUAUUCGUGACAGUGACGAAGCUGUCCAUCACAUACCGAGACGAAGGAUUGGUGCGAUCGGCAACAAUAUUCUUCAAUACUUUAAUUGAUGCCGAGGUGGACGGUGUGGUGGAUAACCGUGUUUUUUCGCGUGCGCUGGUUGAUCUUGUUCGGAGGAAUGCUGUUCACACGGAAGAUGUGGAGUCGAGACUGGUUGAGCUGCUUUUUGGGGUGGCUAACAACAUCCGUUUGAGACCGAACAUUUUGACGGCCUGGUUUAUACCGAAGCAACCCGAGCUUCCCGAACGAGAGCUCGAAGAGGAUGAACAAUUUGCGGGCGUGACGCGGAGAGAUGAUUUUCCGCUCUUUUACCUCCUAGUUGAUUAUGUUCACCGUGAGGGCCGAACAGGCGACUUUGCUCGGACGGGUUUGCUGUACUUGAUUGAUUCUGCCACUAGAUCUCGGAUACUGGAGAAGUGGAUGAUGGAGAGUGACUUGGCAACGCUCAUGGCAACAGGUCUUGGCGCAUUAUACAGCCAGCUGAGCAGAAAUGUUCGGCCCACCUUUGCUGAGGGUAACGUACCCACGAUCAUCGCUCUUUCAGACGAGAAUGAUAUCCGAAGAAAUGUGCCGACACCGACAGGUGCCGAUUUUGAGUCUUUUAUGUCCUAUCUCCUCUUCUGGCAGGAUACGAUAGACCAUUGUCGCUCGAAAGAAGUCAAUGAUACCUUGUUGGACCAUUUUCAGGUUUUGUUCCUGCAACAGCUUCUAUAUCCAUCUCUUCUGGAGUCUUCAGACGUAAAGGGGGGCUCGACAUCAGCGGUCUUAACAUACCUUUGCCGAAUAUUAGAAUCUAUCGACCAACCGGAACUUAUCCAUCGCACUCUUAACUUUUUGUUGGCAUCUCCAACCGAAACCGAGCCGGCCAUGGAGGUUUCACAGCAAGCACAUAACAAACAUAUGUCGGUCAGCAGACGGAAAUCAAUAGAUCUGCUGGCUGCUUUCACGGAGGAACACUCCGGCCCAUCACCGUCGCUCUUCAACUUAGCAGAUUUAAUUCUGAUGAGUCUCAAGUCCCAAAAUAAAGAGACUAUAGUAGCGACACUACGUCUGGUCACCGUCAUACUACGCAGGCAUCAUUCCUUUGCUGGGUCAUUGAUCAAAACAGCGCAGCCGACAUCGGGACCACAACGCAGUGUUGGUGCUCUCAAUGCAGAGAUUAAGAACUACAUCUCACUUGCAACCACCAUUUUUGACGACCCAUCAAUUAACGAUUCAUACCAAAACUACUCCAAGGAUGCAACUCUUAUUCUUGAAUCCCGAUUAUUCAUACCAUCACCCCGGAGUAGUAUUCUGGAUGGACCCACUGAUCAGCCACUUGACGUGCGCGUAGAUGAUCCAAUAUUCAAGGAGAUUUUAAACCUGGCAGGAAAUUUCUUUGCAAACAGCGUUACUGUUAACCUAGCUUUGACCGAGGUUAUCGCGAGCCUUGCCUCUUCUAAUCUGGUUUCUCUGAACAAAUGGCUUUUGGUCGAUCCAUCCGAUUACGACUACGAAGCAGAAAAGUCGAUACCGCUCUCAAAUUCUCGUACGGCAGAAAAUGAAGAAGAUGGAAAUACCGCGGAGACUGACCGCCGUAAUCCUCACCCUGAUCCUCUGGAGAUCAUAAGAAGAGGUCUUUCUGAGCCGUCCUGGUCGGAGGAGAAAAGUACACCUAUCACAAAACUUCUGCGGAAACUGGUUAGUCAAGUUGAACAAUGGCAAAGCGAAAUUCCCGACUUUGAUAUACUCGUUGCCGCUCGCCGGGAUUUGUUACAUUUAGAUGACGCUCCUACGGAACCAUCAACAGCUGCCUCCCGGCAGACCUCCCAGCCUCCUGUGUCUCGUUCUGUCCAGCCGGAUCAGGCCCCCUUGUCUCCAAGAGGACGUCCAGUCAACAUCGCACCAGAGGCUGCUUCUAUUAUGACACCAGGGUCUUUACCCCGCAGUACAGUUGGCUCACCAUUUCGAGAGCCUGCAUUGCGGACGCCCGAUUCUCGGGAUCCUUCACGCCGUCCAUUAUUAACCAGUGACUUUCGACGCCGACUUGCUAGCCCUUACCGUCUUGAUAGUUUAACUGGGAGCCUUAUUCCUAGUGACUCAGAGAGAAAUUCUACAGUCGGAAAUACGACAGAAACAGCCACCACCGAGGAUGAAGAAGAUCGGCCAUCGCUUUCGAGCGAAGGAGAAACGGUGACGCUGGGACAUAUUCUGACAAACGCUGUCGUACUAUACGAGUUCAUUCUAGAAUUGACCGCCGUCAUUCAGGCUAGAGCCACUGUGUUUGAGGAAGCCGGAUUUUCUAGUUAAGCUAUGGACAUACACAUGGAGCGGAUAUGUAGAUAGAGCAUGGUUUGCCCGUUUAUUUCGAUUCAAUAAUAUACCCAUGUACGUACGU
This is a messenger RNA of Talaromyces proteolyticus, 2742 nucleotides long. Its product is annotated as Retinoic acid induced 16-like protein-domain-containing protein. Lineage: Eukaryota; Fungi; Ascomycota; Eurotiomycetes; Eurotiales; Trichocomaceae. The transcript has 5 exons. The record is from RefSeq and is a predicted model, not a curated record. The coding region runs from base 63 to 2654 and encodes 863 amino acids.